AAAAUAUGGUUGACAAAAUAAAAGCCAUCCUCACCAAUUAUCACCCAAAGUAAGAUGUCUCGUUUAGAAGCUAAAAAGCCAUCGUUCUGUAAAAGUGAACCACUGACAAGUGAGAGAGUCAGGGCCACACUUUGUGUCUUGAAAGGCAUCCUAACAUCGAGCUAUGGCCCUUCAGGUAGGCUGAAGCAGCUGCACAAUGGCCUUGGGGGCUGUGUGUGCACAACCUCACAGUCGUCAGCCCUGCUCACUAACCUUUCCGUCACCCAUCCCAUCUUAAAGAUCCUAACAACAUCCAUGCAGAAUCAUGUGUCGUGCUUCAGUGACUGUGGCUUAUUCACAGCCAUUCUUUGCUGCAAUCUGAUUGAAAAUGUUCAGAGAAUAGGCUUGAUGCCCACCACUGUUAUCAAAUUAAAUAAGCAUCUUUUGAGCCUCUGCACCAGCUACCUCCAGUCUGAGUUCUGUGCUUGUCGAAUUCUAGUCGACUUCAGUAGUACUCAGACCCUCCUUUGCCUGGUGCGCAGUAUAGUAACAAGUAAACCUGCCUGCAUGCUCACCAGACAGGAAAUAGACCAUAUUAGUGCUUUGAUUCUGAGAGCCUUUUUGCUUACAAUUCCAGAAAACACCAAAGACUGCCUCAUUUUAGGAAAGAGUAUAAUUGUGCCUUUAAAAGGUCAAAGAGUUACAGAUUCUACUGUAUUACCUGGAAUACUUCUUGAAAUAUCAGAAGUUCAAUUGAUGAAGAUCUUACCUAUCAAAAAAUCAGACACCUUCAAGGUGGCACUCUUCUGUGCAUCUUUAUCUGGAGAUCUCUCUGACACUGGAGAAGGAACUGUAGUGGUCAGUUCUGGGGUUUCUCUUGAAAAUGCAGUCCUGGACCAGUUGCUUAACCUAGGAAGGCAGCUAGUUAGUGAUCACAUAGAUCUAGUCAUAUGCCAAAAAGUUGUGCACCCAUCUUUGAAACAGUUUCUCAGUAUGCAUCGCAUGAUUGCCAUAGACAGAGUCGGAGCAGCUCUCAUGGAACCCCUGAGUAAAGUGACAGGAACACAGCCUAUUGGUUCCCUAGGCUCAAUCUCUCCUAGUAGUUAUGGAAGUGUAAAAGAUUUGUGCACUGAAAAAUUUGGCUUCAAACAUUUUCUUCAUCUUAUUCCUAAUGAGGCAACUAUCUGCAGCUUGCUGCUCUGCAACAGAAAUGACACUGCCUGGGAUGAGCUGAAGCUCACAUGUCAAACAGCACUGCAUGUUUUGCAGUUAACAAUCAAGGAACCAAGUGUUUUGUUGGGAGGUGGCUGUACUGAAACUCAUUUGGCAGCAUAUAUCAGACACAAGAUUUGUAAUGAGCCCGAAAGCAUUCUCCAAGAUGAUGGGUGUACUCAAACAGAACUUCAGCUCCUCACUGAAGCAUUCUGCAGUGCACUAGAAUCUGUUGCUGGCUCUCUAGAACAUGAUGGAGGUGAAAUUCUUACUGACAUGAAGUAUGGACACUUUUGGUCUGCUCAGCCAGAGUCUCCCUCUGUUGUUGACUGGCCAGAUUUGCUUUCAAGAUGUGGCUGUGGACUAUACACUAGCCAGGAAGAACUCCGCUGGUCUUUUUUAAAGAGUACUCGUCAUCCCUUUGCACCACAAACCUGCCUCCCACAUGAAGCUGUGGGCUCAGCCAACAACCUGACCUUGGACUGUUUUACUGCUAAACUUAGUGGCCUGCAGGUGGCUGUGGAGACAGCCAACUUGAUUUUGGAUCUUUCAUAUAUCAUUGAAGAUAAAAACUGAUAGAACAGCAUGUUUAUAUUACAAAAACAAACAAAAAAACCUAGUCAGGUAGUCAGUUAAGAAAAAUAAUGUGCAUAUUUUUUCUCUCCCAAAGCCCUCUUCUGCAUAUUUGGAUAGGUUAUUCAUAAAGUUAUAGAUACAUAAGGAAAAUAUAUGAUUCUUAAAUGGAAAUACCAUAGAACAUUAAAAACAUGAAGUAUUACUAAAGAUAUUAUAGUUAUCUUAGGGAUUCCACAGAUGCCACUGUAUGUUCUAAAUUGGUGUUGUUAUUGUGACAUCAUUCUAAGAAUAUACAGAAAUUAAAAAAACUUCCUAAUCUAUGCUCUAGUUUGGUUAUACUAAACUGAUGUUUCACCAAGGAAUAUAAUUUGAAUUUUAUGCAAAUGCAAUCAAUGUAUUGAUAAAUUGAAGAUGAAAUACAGAAUGCAGCUUGAGGAGUAAGUAUGGAGCUGUAACAGAUGUUAUAUUAAACCUUAAACAUUUUGAAAAUUUUUGGAAAAUUAAACAAUGUAAGAGUCAGAUUUGUAGCCAUGUUAGAAGGAAAAAGAGUUUUUAAGCAAUUUCCUCCUAUAUUCUUGCAAUGCAAAAUAAUUUUUACCCUGAGCCAAAGAAAAAAUUGUAGUACACAGUAAUGCAACAUAAAACUAUGAAAACUUGAGUGUACCUUAUGCUUCAUAAAACAGUCUCUUAAAUUUUACUUUUUAUUAUUAGAGUCAAAUGGAAGGACAGUGUGGUAGGCAGCCUCUAAGACGGUCCUAGUGACCUCUCCCAACCCUGGGUUUCAGGACCUUGAACAGUCCCCUGCCCUUGAGUGUGGGGUGGAUGUAGGGACUCCUCUGAGUUUCUCCCCCUUGUGAACAGGAAUGUCUUAUUGGAGUUCUCCCAUGCUCAAUCCAUCAUUGUAUGUUGGGAGUGGAGGGCAGAUGACUUGUCCCAUUAGCUUCAUGAGUCUACAGAUUGAGAGGAGCUGUGUUGCAGAAUCUGGACUUAACAAAUUACACCUGAGGAGCUUCACCCAACCUGACCUGAUUUCAGUGAUAAGAUUCUGGACUUCAAGCUGAUGGUGUAAUACGAUGAGACUUUUGGCAAUCUGGGGAGUGUGUGAAUGUAUUUUGCAUUUGAUACAUUAGAGGCAACCUCUAAGAUGGCUUCAGUGAUGUCACUUCCUGGUAGUCCACCCUUUGGGUGUGCAUGGGACCUAAAAACUAGUUUUUAAUGAGUAUACAGCAGAAGUGAUGGGAUGUCACGUUGUAGAAAGAUGGGCUUCUCUCUUGAUCUCUCACUCUCACCCUGAUUAGAGGCUACCUGCCGGGUUGGGAAUGCCUAUAGAGAGACCCACAUAGCAAGAAACAGGGCCUUCGAGCCAACAGCACAUAAGGAACUGAAUCCUACCAACAACCACAAGAAUUCUUUUAGAAGCAUAUCCCCCCUAGUGGAGCCUAAGCAGUAACCCCUGCCACUGCAACUACUAGAAAGACCCUAAAGCAGAGAACCUAGCUAAAUUACUCCCAGAUUGAUUCCUGACCCACAAAAUCUGUGAGAUAAUAAAUCUUAAGUCUUGGGUAUAAUUUGUUAUGCAGCAAUAGACAUCUAAUAAAGGCAGGAGCAAAGGCUUAUUUAUAAUUACAUACUGAAAACUUGGUCACACAAUGGCAAAAAGCUUUCUUGAUGCCAUGCCUCUGCGUUUUCACCAUCACUACAAACAUAAAGGCACUGUUCUUUAUCAUACAUGCUUACAAUGGGGUUUUACAUUCACUUAAGAAAGUGUGUCACGUGGGAAUAGGAGAAUUGCCCUGGGUCUCCCUGGCCUUCUACUGCAUUUCCAAGUUACUCAAAAAAGGGAUGCCACGCUGAAUCUCUCCAGUUGAUCUUAGAGGUUAAGAGCCUCCACUUCCCAUGAUAGCCAUUAACUCUGCCAUUUUUAUUUAGCUUUGCCAUAAAAUUCAGUUACAUACCUUGGUGAAACAUCCAUGCUCUCAUUUUGAAUAUGUCAUAAAUUUGUUUAAAUAGUCUCAUGAAGUCAUGUUUCCUGAAGUUGUGUACAAGCCUUACUAGAAAAUACUGUAAAUAAUUUUUUUUAAAAAGCAAUUCCUUAACAGAUGAAGGAAAUCAUCAAACUCAGAUGGUAAAAUAUGAGAUGAAAAUUCAUGAUGCAAAUAGUUGCAGAGGAGCUCAUUUUGACAGAAAUAAAUGACAGAAACAGCAACUAA
This is a messenger RNA of Felis catus (domestic cat), 3977 nucleotides long. RefSeq names its product MKKS centrosomal shuttling protein (gene MKKS). The transcript is spliced from 4 exons. Bases 55 to 1767 code for a protein of 570 amino acids. Gene Ontology annotation, molecular function: ATP binding. NCBI's taxonomy places the organism in Eukaryota, Metazoa, Chordata, Mammalia, Carnivora, Felidae. The record is from RefSeq and is a predicted model, not a curated record. Gene Ontology annotation, cellular component: cytoplasm; kinociliary basal body; nucleus. Gene Ontology annotation, biological process: developmental process; chaperone-mediated protein complex assembly; protein folding.